AUGGCUGACUCGACAGCAGACGAUGGACCUACCGCAAAGGAGCCUCAAACAGCUCAAAUAGGGCUGGCACUCCUGUUCAAUGAUCAUGCUUACUCGGAGAUCCUCGAGCUGAUCCUGGGACAUUUGGGGUUAAGUGACACAGCAAAACUACUCAGAGUAAACAAGCACGUCAAUCAAGUCUUCACUUCGUCUUCUCGACUUCAACUAUCUUAUCGUAAAUCCUAUCAUGCUAUACCUACCUCUUCCACCAACGACGACAAUGGCGGUUCUCGACACAAACCUAUUUCAGCAGAGCUACAAGCGUUGCUGGAGAAAGAAGAGCGUUUGGAAUCUUUAAAACCAACUUCGAUCAAAUGUAUACAUAUCUCAAACAGUACAAUGUUCGGGUCCGAUUCGGGUUAUCUCCUAUUCGGUGAGAGGUUGAAUCAACUCAUGAUCAACCCAACGGAUGAAAAGGCAGGAUAUCAACUUGAUUCUUUCAGUAUCUGGAAGAUUUCCUCCACCGAAAAUGGAACCGAAGACAAAUCGAGGGGUGGAAUCAAACAUCAAGGAUAUUAUAGAUGGAGAUACAAUUUAGGUAAAGCCGGUUGUUAUAACAUGAUUACGAUGUGUGUGGAAGAUAACGUAGUAGCUGUUGUGAGGGAAUUCAACAAACGAUGUUGCGCGAUCUUACCUCCCAACUCCGACGUGUUAUCCGACUUCCGAAUCUAUCUCUAUCAGCUGCUUCCUCCAACGGAUACACUAGCCCCGGCCAAAGGUACCUACGAAGGAGCAACUCGUCAUCCAGAAGCAGCUAUGGGAUUUAUCGAAGUUAAAUUACCAGCUAGAUACCAUCUCCACCAGAUGAAAGCUCAACUAGCACCUGGAGGGAGAGUAGGGCUGAUGCUUCGACCCACUGGUGACGCCGAUUUCGGCUUCUUGGGCGUCUGGGAUUGGAAAAAUGGUGUUUCGCUAGGAAAAAUUGCCCCUUCUCCUAAGCCAAACUUUCCUGAUGACUUCCGUUUCUUCGGUAAUUUUGUCAUCAUAUCCGUCUUCAGGACCAUGGAUCGGCCGACUCCGAUGGAACCCAAGAAUUCGACGUCGAAGUCGAAAUUGAGCCAUCGUAAAGAUCGUCAAAAUAGGUCCAGUGAUGUAGCCAAGAAAAUGUCAAGAGGUUAUAAGGUACGAGGAAGAACGGGUCCGAUACCAUCUAGGCAUAAUCGAGACGUUGACGAUGACGAGGAGGAGGAUAACGAUAGCGACGAAGACGAAAAUGAGGCUCCCAAGCGCCAUGUCGAUGGUUUCUGCUCCCUAGAAAUAUAUAAGAUCCUCGAUCCUUCCAAAGGUAUGAAGCCUUCGGGCUUCGCUUACAGAGCUCAUACCGAAAUCGGCCAUGAUCCUUCGGAACCGUCUACAUGGGAUUAUCAGGAUAUACCGAUUUGCGAACCUAUCGUCAGCUUCUUAUCGCCACCAUUCAACAUGAUGCCAGCGUUCCCGCUAAGUCCCAUAGACAUGCUUCUCCCGCCUGAACCCAUGAUUUCCCCUUCGUCAUGCGAUCUAGGCGAAGUUCACAUCGAUGAUGCGUUGCUCAAAGGUGAAAGAGAUGGAGUGAUGACAUUUACCAUACUCGCUUCUACCCCUGGACCCGGUGGAGAUACAUGGAUUCAAUGUCAAGGUGUGAUAUCCCUCCGAGAGAUCGUUCAUCAGGUUACCUUGACUCUCACUGCGAGACACAGAGCUGAAGGUGGGCAAAUCAAUGAGGAGAAGGACCUCGCUACCAUGUGGUCUCAAGACCUUUCCGUCCAGAAGGCAUUAAAUCGUCUAUUGGAAUUAGACGAUGAUGUCCAUUCUCAAUACGCAGAACAGCACGGAUGGGAAACGGAUUCGGGCGAAGAAGGUAUCUCAUUGAAAAGAAUCAUCAGUCAAAAGAGACAUCAACCAAAAAAGGGCAAGAGCCAAUAUAAGGGCAGAAAUAAGAAAUACGAUAAUUCAAAAUAUGACACUCCAUCCGAUGAUAUCCUAUCCGGUCGAUACCUAAAUGGUACAAGAACUGGAAAGGAUAAGGUGGACAACGCGAAAAGUGUGAUGAAAUAUAUACAUCAUGAUAAAUGGGCCAAAUCCGGUUCAUUCAGAUUUUCACCUUUUGCUAAACCGCCAACAACGUUUGGAACGAAGGUCUUCCUGGCUGAACCGAACUACGAGAAGAUCAAAGCUGAGACAAUCCAUCAAGUCAAUUCUCAAUUCAUACCUAAAACAUUGAUAAUGAGGGAUUUCAACUCGAACGUGGUCGAUAACGAUACAUACUCGAAAUUCAGAUUCAGAGUACCUCUCGGUUUAGGUGGGGUAUCAUUGAAAAAUUUCAAUCUCGGGAGUGAUGAUAGCCAAAUGGAGUUGAAAGAUACUAUAAUGGGAGAAUGUAAAUUACUGAAACCGAUAGCUCUACCAAAAUUCUCAAAGUCCUUGAUUCGGUGCAAAUCGAUCAUUGGAGAUAAGAAGAUAUCAACUCAUGAUAUGUUUGAAGAUGAAGUUUUGGACUCUCAUCUAAAGUUUAGAGAGAGUAAAGUGGAUUUGAUGUGGGAUACAAAAAGGAAGUUGCUGGAAUUGCAUUUUGAUGGCAGUCGAUUGAUCAUGUAUAUGCAAAAUGGAGCUACUAUUAUGGCUUUUGACUGA
Messenger RNA from Kwoniella mangroviensis CBS 8507, 2649 nucleotides. RefSeq lists its product as uncharacterized. Lineage: Eukaryota; Fungi; Basidiomycota; Tremellomycetes; Tremellales; Cryptococcaceae. The record is from RefSeq and is a predicted model, not a curated record. The transcript has 5 exons. The coding region runs from base 1 to 2649 and encodes 882 amino acids.